Molecule: messenger RNA, 1906 nt
Organism: Teleopsis dalmanni
Lineage: Eukaryota; Metazoa; Arthropoda; Insecta; Diptera; Diopsidae
Product: scavenger receptor class B member 1-like
Exons: 8
Coding region: 40-1725 (561 amino acids)
Cellular component (GO): membrane; cytoplasm
Molecular function (GO): scavenger receptor activity
Source: RefSeq, a predicted model, not a curated record
AUUUAUUCAUAAUAAACUAUAAAUUAACAACUUAAGAAAAUGAAGUUGUUUACAGCAAAUAAUGCAAAAAAUUCGAAUAUAAUCAAGUUUGCUACCAUUGGCGUUGUUCUUCUCUUCGCUUCGACAUUAAUUAUUCUUAAUGAUCCUGUGCAAAUGAUUGUAGAUUCGCAAUUGGCCAUGAGAACUGGUUCGUUAUUAUAUAGUUUUUGGAUUAAACCACCAUUGGAAGUUUUACUUAAGGUUUAUAUAUUCAACAUAACAAAUCUGGAAGAGUUUAAGCUUGGCAUUGAUAAAAAAUUGAAACUGCAAGAGAUUGGACCAUAUGUUUAUCAAGAGUUUCUGGAAAAUGUUAAUGCUUCGUUCCAUGAUAAUAAUACGCUUAGCUACUUACCAAAACGUCACGUUAAGUUUAUACCAGAAUAUUCAGUUGGUGAUCCAGAAGUAGAUCGUAUUGUUGCACCAAAUAUACCAUAUAUGGGUGUUACAUCAGCUAUAUCGAGCAUAUCUGGCUUCGCAGCUUUUGGUUUAAGAGUAUUAACGAAACAAUUCAAUGCGAAGUCAAUAUUAGAUAUCUCUGUAAAUGAAUACUUAUGGGGCUAUGAUGAUCCGAUGGUUAAUAUGGCGUCUAAAAUUGUGCCAAGUUUUAUAAACUUUGAACGUUUUGGCCUACUAGAUCGUAUGUUUGAUGAAGGCGAUAAUUUAAUAACUAUUCGACUGCCAGAUAAAAAAAAAUCAAAUUCAAAUGAGAUUAAAGAAGAAUUUCGGGACUAUUCAAUAGAAUCUUGGAAUGGUAAAAAAGGCAUUGGAAUAUGGGGUUUCAGUGACACUAAUAAUAAAAGCAACACGGCGUGUAAUACACUUAAUGGCGCUUAUGAUGGCACCCUAUUUCCACGUAAUAUUAGCGCAGGCGAAACUUUUCGUGUCUAUCGCAAGGCAUUCUGCAAAACUUUGCCGAUUACAUAUUCACAUCCUGGAAAAUUUAAUGGGAUCGAUGUGCUUAAUUUCAAAUUGCCAGAUAAUGCAUUUGAAACAAAUAUAAACGAUCCGGAUACUGCUUGUUUUUGUCAGGAAAAUAAAUGCCUUAAAAGAGGUUUGGGCAACAUUACUCCUUGUUACUACAAUAUUCCACUGGCAUUAUCAUUUCCUCAUUUCUUUAAUGCUGAUCCUAGCCUUUUGGAUGAAAUUGAAGGACUGUACCCAAUUGAAGCAAAACAUGGGACUGAAAUCGCGAUACAACCGCAACUUGGCAUUCCGAUGCGAGUGCAUUCCCGCUUCCAAGUUAAUCUUUUAAUGGGAGAUAUAAAGUUCAACUCGGAUAUGACACGGUUUCGUAAUACUGUACUUCCCAUAUUUUGGCUUGAUAUUGGCAUAGAGACGUUGCCUCCGCAUAUAAUAUUCCUGCUGCAACUUUUAUUUAAAAUAGCUCCCUAUGCGCAGCUGGGCGCCAUUAUUUUAUUCACCACUGCUGGCGUUUCACUCGUUGGCACAUCGCUUCUAUUGUAUAUUUGGCUACCAACUGCAUGGAAUUCCUUGAAUGUGACCAUGGAACAUACGUUAAGUGUGGAAGCUGCAAAAAUGACAAAUGUAUGCCUUAUGCCACUAUUAAAACAGUCAAAGGACAUAAAAGGCCAAUUGUGUAAACAGCAAAUGGGCAGCAAACCGGAGUACGAACUGAUAAUGCUUCCGCUGGAAAAGGAGUUGGAUGCGGAGGACUUCAUGGUAUAGGGGUUAGAAAUAGUACGAGUAUUUACAAUAUUUUUGUAAAUAUAUAAUUAAUUUAUGAUUCAAAAUGUGUAUAAGAGCAUAUGAUAGCUGUGAUAUUAAAAAAUAAGCAUUAAGCCUAAGAGUUUUGGUAAAAAUGAUUAAACAUGCAUAUGCAAAGAGAUAAACUAACAUGUAUAAGUGU